AAAAAAAAAAAAAAAAAAAGAGCACUACCAGACGAAAGCGUUGUGGGUGAUCGUAUUGGUUUGUGUGUGCCAACUAGAGUCGAUGACAGUUAUCAUAAUGUAUUUAAUUGUGAAUUUGCAAAUGACAAGCUUGGGCCCAGAAAACUCACUAUAGAUCAUUUAAAAGUUUUACGAGAAUCUAAAGGUAUAUUGGGUGACAUGAUCAUCCAAGAGUUCAUGCAAGCAAAAGAUGCAAGACGGUUAAUUAUUCCUAGUUUCGAAGCGAACAGUUUGGAAGGAGAAACCAAGCUAACGAAACCCGUCGCGUCCGGUCUUUAUACCGUACGGCACUUUGUGUCUGUUGAUAUACCCUAUCUUGUUCACGAUUUAUCAGUUUUAAGAGUAAAGCCCAUCCCCCGUUUGAAAUUCAUGAAGGUAAAUAAUAUAUAUAUUUCUUCUACUUCACCAUUACAUUAAAAAACAUUAGUAUCAUUCAAUCAAAGAUGAUCAUUUAUUACAUGGUGCUAUCAAAAGAGAGAGAAAAUUGAAAAAAAAAAAGAAGAGUUCA
Molecule: messenger RNA, 547 nt
Organism: Rhizopus microsporus ATCC 52813
Lineage: Eukaryota; Fungi; Mucoromycota; Mucoromycetes; Mucorales; Rhizopodaceae
Exons: 1
Coding region: 199-456 (85 amino acids)
Source: RefSeq, a predicted model, not a curated record